UCCAUUAUAAUGGGUAGUUAUACCGAAGUGGAUAUGGAUAACGCGAGAAAAUUUUUAUCGAACUACAACACUCGUGUACGUAUGAUGGAAUUAAUGUACAAAAAAUAUCCUCGUCUAAUGAGCCACGCGACAUACACUGUCCGAGACGCUACGUCGGAGAAUUAUUAUAUACCGAGAACGCUCAGAGAUAAAUGUAAAAUAAUAGAUGUCGAUAUUAGUGAGAAAUUGUGCGAUAAAUUAUCAUGUAACAAAUAUACGGCUUCUGGAUUUUGUAUGCCCGAAACUAAAACCCAUUACGUUCGCGUGGGUGAUGGAAAAGAAUACGAUACAGUAUGUCAGCCGGCCUAUUUCAAUACAAACGUCGAUCCCACAUACUCUCAGGACAACACGCGAUCUGUCGACACGCCGCAACUGAGAUAUCAUAAAAACAAAUGCAUAACUAUGCCGGACUUUAUGACAAAUUAUUUGGAAAAACCGUUUUAUCGGAGCAUCACCGUCUACGAAAAUCGAGUAAACGAUAUACCGACGGGUUUUACCCGAAUAAACGACACCGAGAGUGAAUUCGGUUGCGGAUGGUCGUAUAAAAACAAUACUACAUAUUGCAAGUAUUAUGAUCGCACUCUUGACGAUAAUGGUGAUUGCUCGUAUAAAUGGUGGGAAAAGAGAUUGAACGCCGUAGUGGGCAUGUCUUUUAUAAAUUCGGUAAAAUCGGUGGUGAGGAAGAUAGAUACGAAAAAAUUUAUGUUCGACGUGCCAGAUUUACCAGAAAUACCCGAUACAUUGGAUGAAAAAGACACUCUCGGGUAUUGGAAGCGCGAUAUUAACGAAUCGUUCUCGUUACCAAAGUUAAUGAUAUACGACGAAGAUGAUGAUGAUGGGUUAAAAAAUCGAGUGUUGUACGCCAAACAGAAAAUAUCGGAAAAUCGAGCAAAACGAAUGGUCGGUAAAGCACCGAGUGGUAACGCAAGUAAUAACGAUAAUGACGAUGAUGUAAAAAACUCGAAUUCUAAAGACGCUAUUAAAACAGCGAUGGACGCUAUAGACCACAUCGUAGCGAAUCUCGGCGAUAUAUUAUUCUCGAAAGAGGGUCUCGUUAGUCUGGGCAUAAAUUUAGCGUACCAAUACGCCGAAACGAAAAUUAAAAAAAUGCUUAAAUCGUUGGCGCAAAAUCUGUCAAAGUUGUUGAAAAAAAAUAUAGGCAUGAUUAUAGCCAAAGCAUUUCCAAUAAAGUGUCUGCAGGCUUCGAUUAUGAACCUGUGUCGUUUAUCUAUAGUAAAAGUUUUAAUACAGAGUGCCACCAAAAUGGCAAUAGCUUUGGCCAAAUUGACGGCAUUGGCCGUUAGUGUAGUCGGAUGGAUAUUAAUAGUCGUAAACAUACUAGGCGUGAUUCUGUCCAUAUGGGAUCCUUUUGGCUACAACAACAUGUUUCCAAGUGAAUUGCCUGCCAAUAUGACGCAAAAAGCCGAACGAGCGUUGCGCGCCGAGAUGGGUGAAUCUUAUGCUCAGUUUACCUUCGAAAUGUUAUGCUCAAAGUUAUUGACCAAACAGGAAAUACUCGAAAUAACAAUGAGCAGAUUGACGAAUCAAUUGAUCUAUCUAAACGCGUUGGUGGUUAACAGCGAAGGCAGCAUAAUCGACAAAGAAGAUCCCGUGUAUUUCGAAGAAAGCACCGAAUCGCAAAAAAUGUUGGAAGAGUCGUACACUCAAAAUACAGCAAAACAUUAUCAUUUCAAUAGCAGGCAGUAUCGCGAAUACAAUGAAAAUUAUUUGAAACGAGUGAUCACGAAUAAAUUCAUCACGAGCGCGUUUCACGCAACAGCCGUUGGUCAUCGCUUUGGCUUGUGGGUUCUACGUGUUUACGGUGAUGUGUUUGUUCGUUUUAAUCAAACUGGCAGCAUUAUCGCGUAUGUCGCUAACGGAAACGGUUUCUGCCAAACUAUUCGAUCACCUCGGCUCGUUCGGUCGCGAUUUCAUUGAAAACAUAUACAACUGAUUUCACCGCCAAACGUUUUUUAACACCGAAUCUCAAGACGUUGGUGCCGC
Molecule: messenger RNA, 2043 nt
Organism: Melanaphis sacchari
Lineage: Eukaryota; Metazoa; Arthropoda; Insecta; Hemiptera; Aphididae
Exons: 1
Coding region: 10-1977 (655 amino acids)
Biological process (GO): viral life cycle
Source: RefSeq, a predicted model, not a curated record